AUGUUUCAGGUGCGAUUCAAGCUCCGUAAUCCGCACGGCAAGGCCCAGUUCAAGCGAUCAGGAGACCCGUCAGCUUUCUCCAGGCAGGCACGGGUGGUGCAGCGCUGGAUCAACGAGAGCACUGUUGAGCGUGACGGGGAUGCUGUUGGCAUUGGCAGCAUCUGCAUCGUUGGAUGGGCGGACAUCCCGGUAGCUGUUCUGGACGCAGAUGAGCUAGCGGGCGACGCGCCGACCGCCAUCAUCCCGUUUGCUUCCCUUCUCCCGCAUGGUGGGCACGGGCAACAAGAUCAACUUUCGUUCACUCUCCCCUCCCCAUCCCCCUCUCCUUUCGCAAACACCUCUUCCCGUCCCCCAACAGCUUUUCCCGCACGUUUCUCCCGCACGGUGGGCACGGGCAACAAGAUCAAGUUCGUGAACGGACCCAUGAAGACCAUCUGGGCCUACUCCGUCGGCCCCUCCGGCUUAUUCGACAACGGCCAUGCUGCCCACCGCGGCACCGUCACAAUCGACUACUCCUGUGACGCCACCGCUGUCGCCAACCCCUCGCCGCCACCCCCCUCCACCGCCAAACCCCCGCCCCCUUCCAGCGCCAAAUCCCCGCCCCCUCCAAGCACCUCGCGCUCCCCCCCACCGCCUGCAGGUCGCGCCCCCUCACCUCCCCCUCCAUCUACUUUACCCAAGCCGUCUCCUCCCCCCUCGGCCCCACCUGGAGGUGCUGCGUGUGCGUCGUCGUCGCUUGCCGGGUACUCGUAUCAAGUGGAGCUGAAUGGACCGCUCAUCCUCCUCCAUUGGACCUUCGCCACCAAGACGCGCAUCAGAUUCGCCCUUGAGGCUCGCAAGGGCACUCUAACCAAAAAUGGCUGGAUGGCCGUUGGAUGGUCGGGCAAGAAGGGCAAGAUGAAGGGCUCAGAUGCUGUCAUUGGGAACCUGCCGGGCGUGGCUGCGGUGCACAUAAGUGGUUUCGCCAGGAAGGUGGGCACGGGGACCGUACCAAUCAAGCUCAACGCCACCAACUACCUCAUCUGGGCCAUCAGCAGCACCGCCACCAAAACCCUCGCCUUUCACGGCAACCACCAGUAA
Molecule: messenger RNA, 1080 nt
Organism: Closterium sp. Naga37s-1
Lineage: Eukaryota; Viridiplantae; Streptophyta; Zygnematophyceae; Desmidiales; Closteriaceae
Source: the annotation of a GenBank genome assembly